AAGGUUAAACCCCAACUCUCAGGGAAAUUUCACGGCUCUCAAAGACUAACAAAAAAAUACUCUUUUGCUGACCUCGAAAGAUUAAUUAAGCAAGCCAAAAAAAAAGGCAGACAAAAACUCCUCGCUAACCAACAACUUCGCCGUGCUAAAAAAGAGGCCCAAACAAGGGUUCAGCAAGCUAAACUUCAAGCCAGACAGCAAAAACAACAACGCCUAAAAGAAAUCUACUCUUACUUCC
Racocetra persica is the source of this 238-nucleotide messenger RNA. Lineage: Eukaryota; Fungi; Glomeromycota; Glomeromycetes; Diversisporales; Gigasporaceae. The record is from the annotation of a GenBank genome assembly.